Molecule: messenger RNA, 2141 nt
Organism: Coccomyxa subellipsoidea C-169
Lineage: Eukaryota; Viridiplantae; Chlorophyta; Trebouxiophyceae; Coccomyxaceae
Product: MCM-domain-containing protein
Exons: 10
Coding region: 1-1650 (549 amino acids)
Biological process (GO): double-strand break repair via homologous recombination
Cellular component (GO): MCM complex; nucleus
Molecular function (GO): single-stranded DNA binding; ATP binding; ATP hydrolysis activity
Source: RefSeq, a predicted model, not a curated record
AUGAGGCAGAAGGGAAGGGCACCUGUUCUGAAGACGCCCAACUGCUCUGUGGGCAACACUGUGCUGGACAGGGAAGCUAUCAUCGAGGCACAACAAGUGCUCGUUGAUCAGGGAUUGGACGGCACAGUCAAGUUUCUGGUGGAGGCAGACCUGGCACAAAAGCAGGUGGUCUUGCCAGUCCCAAAGAGCUGCCCUUCAGGCGACUGCAAGUCCACCAAGUUCCACCAGGUUGUGGAGGAAUCAGAGCACACGGAUUACCAGGAGAUCAGGGUGCAGGAGCAGGCGCAGAGCCUCUCCAUGGGCUCCCUCCCGCAGUCAAUGACUGUCAUCCUGACAGAUGACCUGGCAGACAGCUGCAGGCCAGGAGACGAUGUGGAGGUGACCGGCAUUGUCACGCGGCAAUGGGGAAGGACGAUACCUGGGGAGCAGUGUGAGGUGGACCUCACCCUCCUGGGCAAUAGCCUGUUUGUGCAGAACAAGCGCAGCGAUGCCGUUGACCUCUCUGCAAGCAUCGUUCACUCUUUUUGUGACCUGUGGAGGGCCGGCGCUGACAAACCCCUCGCCACUCGCAACCAAAUAGUGUCCAGCGUGUGCCCACAACUGUACGGCCUGUUCACAGUCAAGCUCGCGUUGCUGCUGAUGCUGAUUGGUGGGGUGGAGCGGGUGGAUGAGAGUGGGGCGUCCAUCCGUGGGCAAGUCCACAUGCUCCUGGUCGGUGACCCUGGCACAGGAAAGUCGCAGCUGAUGAAGUACGCUGCCAAGCUGAGUCAGAGAUCUGUGGUGACCACGGGCAGAGGCUCCAGCGCAGCCGGCCUAACGGUUGCAGCAGUCAAGGAGGGAGGCCAGUGGGCACUGGAAGCAGGGGCGCUUGUGCUGGCGGAUGGCGGGCUGUGCUGCAUAGAUGAGUUUGAUGGCAUGCGAGAGUCGCAGCGCGCAACCGUCCAUGAAGCCAUGGAGCAGCAGUCCGUCAGCGUUGCCAAGGCUGGACUGGUGACCUCACUGAGCACAAAGGCCACAGUGCUGGGUGUGACUAAUCCCAGGGCAUCUUCCAACCCAAGGGAUUCCCUGGAGGUCAUCACAGGGCUCUCUGGGCCUCUGCUGAGCCGCUUUGACCUGGUCAUGGUGCUGAGAGACGCCCAGGGCCCUGACUGGGAUGCCACUGUUUCUGAGCACAUUCUGGCAGGCCAUCAGGGACACCAUCAGCCCCACCAGCAAUCUCCAGACAACGCAACCAACGGCCACAGCAAGGUGUGGACGCUGGAGAAGUUGAGGCAGUACAUUUGCUGGGUGAAAGAGACAUUCCGGCCAGACAUGUCAAGGGAGGCAGAGGGCACCCUGCUGGAAUACUGGCAGAUGGCAAGGAGCAGAGACGACAGGCAUGCAGCCAGAAGCACUGUGCGCAUGCUGGAGUCCCUGGUCCGCUUGUCCCAGGCUCAUGCGCGCUUGCUGGCUCGUCACACGGUGACAAGGCAGGAUGCCAAAGUGGCCAUAAUGCUGGUGGAGUCCUGCAGCAACAGCUCUAGCAUCUCCAGUUUCAGCAAUGUGCUGCAGUCCAGAUGUCCAGGGGACCCUGACGCUGAGUAUCUGAAAGUGGAGGCGUGCAUCACCAAUACUUUAUCAGCCUGGCAAGAAACAUUGAACGACUACUAGUCUGAUUCAAUCAGGUUCAAUCUCCAACAUCUCUGAGCUCACCAACUUCAUUGAAACUGGCGGCAUUGUUGUUAGUAGGUAUUGUAAACUCUGUUGAAUCCACAAGUACAGUGGUUAAAGCAGCAGUGGCACCUCGGGCCAGCUCAAACACUCAUACAUAAAGCAAUGAUUGGUCUUAUUAUACAAUUCUGCCAUAUCUCUAUAGCCGAGGUGCACACGCAAGCCUGUGAUGCUAUCGCCACGCAGUGGGCCAUUCGCAUCGCUGAUGCCGUGGUCAGCAAAAAUGCUGAUAAGGCCCUAGGGCACCUCCAGAGCUGCGCAUUGCACAACUUUCACACCACCUAAGACCUGCAAAAGUCCUCCUGCCAUGUUCUGCUUCUCAAGCAUGACUUGAAUCAUGCGGUGCAUUUGCUUCCUCCUCCGUGGGAUUACUGCUCGCUGGUGCCAGUGGUGCUGUGCCUGUCUCUCCGCUCACCCCAUGUGCGCUGGCG